GUUUUUUUGAGGCUUUGUUGAAGAACAAUCCAGUGAUGAAGGAUUGACACAAAGAGUUUUGUGUGUGUGUGUGUGUGGGCUUUGUUGGGAAGAAAAGGAUUUCUCCCUCAGGCUUCUUCUCCUUCCCAUCUCUAUUAAUGUGACUGCUGUAAAACUGUACAAAUGGCAUAAUACUGUAAGUAAAACUCAUCUCUUCCUUAGAAAGGAAGAGAAGAGAGAACCAUAUCCUUGUUUUUCUCUACAAACAUCCUUGUGGGUUCUAAGUUCAAGUUUGGAGUCUCCAAAUCUGGGGUUGUUCUUGCAGUUCUUGAGGAGGAAAUGAGGAAGCAUGGUUGGCAGCUGCCUUACCAUCCUCUUCAGGUGGUGGCUGUUGCUGUUUUUCUGGCACUUGGUUUUGCUUUCUAUGUGUUCUUUGUGCCAUUUGUGGGGAGGAAGCUUGUGGAGUAUGUGGUCAUGGGGGUUUAUACUCCUCUGGUUACAUGUGUCUUCUGUUUGUAUAUUUGGUGUGCUGCGACAGAUCCCGGAGACCCAGGGGUGUUCAAAUCUAAGAAAUAUCUUAAUAUAGACGAUGACCGAAAACAAACUCACUUAAAGGAAUCAGAAGGAUGUGCAAUCAGGAAAGAGCAUUCUACGGAAGUGGGAGACGAUCCAGUCACCAAGGGCAUCGAUGCAGAUGUGUCUGAACAAGUACCCGAGAAAGUCGAGACGAAAAAUCCGUCUUGCUGUAAAUUCACUUUAUUAGCUGUUCUAUUUGGCUGGUGUCAUCUUCCUUUCCUUUGUCGACGACAUGAUUCACAUGACCAGUCUUCUGAACAACAAAUGAGUGAAGAGGGCAUGUUUUACUGCAGUUUAUGUGAAGUUGAGGUUUUGAAGUAUAGCAAGCACUGUAGAGUUUGCGACAAAUGUGUUGAUGGCUUUGAUCAUCACUGCAGGUGGCUCAACAACUGUAUAGGAAGACGGAAUUAUCGCCGGUUCUUCAUCCUUAUGGUUACCGCUCUUCUCUUGCUCAUUCUACAGUGGUCGAUAGGGAUCCUUGUGUUGAUUCUCUGUUUUCUUGAACGAAAGCAGUUCUCGAUGGAGAUCAUGUCAAAGUUAGGCAGCAGCUUCUCGUUGGUUCCGUUUGUCGUUGUGGUGGCUUCCUGCACCUUGCUAGCGAUGAUUGCCACGUUACCUCUGGCGCAACUCUUCUUCUUCCAUGUUCUUCUAAUUAAAAAGGGAAUAAGCACGUAUGAUUACAUUGUCGCCUUAAGGGAGCAGGAACAGCCCGAGGGUGGGGGUCAGCAAAGUCCACAAAUGUCUCAAGUGAGCUCAUUCACUGGAUUGAGCAGCGCCAGUUCCUUUAAUGCGUUUCACCGUGGCGCAUGGUGUACUCCGCCUCGGUUAUUCCUCGAGGAUCAGUUUGAUGUUAUUCCACCCGAGAUCGGCAUGCCUGCUAAUUUUGCUGCCAAGAAAAUGAUGGCCGAAGAAUCAACAAAGAAAAGAAAUGCCGGCACAGUAAAAAUUAGUCCGUGGACUUUGGCGCGCCUUGAUCCAGAAGAAGUAUCGAAAGCAGCUGCACAGGCGAAGAGAAAUUCAAAGAUAUUGCAGCCAGUUGUUAGGAGAGAGACGCCACUAGGACAAGACACAGACAGCUUUGGUAGUGGCAGUAGCAGGCAGUUUCCAAGGCCUGAUGAUCGGAGACGGGUGAACAAGAGAGGCAGGCCGCUGAUGAACCUUCCAACUGAGCCACUUGCGAAAAUAUCGGCCAGUGCUACCGACAGUAAUGGCAGUGACAUUGGUCCGGGUGCAUCCUCAAGUUUAGCCCCUCUGCAGCUUGAAGCUCGGAGUGCAUUUCGAACAAGCCGGGCCAUGUCUUCAACUGGAAUUGUGGCUUCAUCGCCUGAUAGUAGCUUAGACUCACCCGACCUCCAUCCAUUUCGAGCUUCUUCCUCUGGAGCCGAAGAAGCCUUUGUGCUCACAUCUCGUCCGUCUGUCAGUACCCCUGCACAGAAGGGGAUUCAGCUCUCAAGAUCUACCAGUGAUGGGUAUGACGCAUCCGGGGGUGAAGACAGCGAUCGAGUCCCAUCAAAAAUUGUGUACAAGCCAUCGAAUUGGAGUAACAUGCUCUUCAACUCUGGCCGCAGUAGCCAGGCUGAUGUUGCAAAGCCGUCUUCCUCCGGGGGAAUGCAAACUAACAUUAGGCCACUUUGAUAAGUGGUGCCGAGGCAGUGCAUGUUGGUAUCUUAUUUGAUUAAUUCUGAAAGCUGGCUAUGAAAUGCUGAUUCUGUUGCGGCACACUUGUUUUGAAAGGCAAGUCUUCUACCGGGGACUUGCUAAUCAGCGUCAGUUUCACCAGUUGAGAUGGUUUUCUGACUGCAGCUACUAAAAUCGUCGCAAGAGCAUGCAUGGGAUCAAGCAUGGAAAGCCGGAUUUAAGGGUCUUGCAGAGAAUGUCAAGAAAAUAGCAAUUCUUUGGAUUGCUCUUUACCUAUAUGUCUCACUCACAGUUAUUUGUGAUCCUUUCACCUUUUCGUCUUUUUUUUUUUUCUCUUCUUUCGUUCCCUUCUUGUAUUGGUAAACUCCCAGGUGUAACUGCUCAUUGUUUCUCUUCUGUCAAAAUUGGGAACCAUUCUGCUUUGCUUUGACUAA
Messenger RNA from Dioscorea cayenensis subsp. rotundata (Guinea yam), 2627 nucleotides. RefSeq names its product probable protein S-acyltransferase 22. Bases 319 to 2190 code for a protein of 623 amino acids. Gene Ontology annotation, biological process: protein targeting to membrane; peptidyl-L-cysteine S-palmitoylation. Gene Ontology annotation, cellular component: endoplasmic reticulum; Golgi apparatus. The record is from RefSeq and is a predicted model, not a curated record. The transcript has 9 exons. Gene Ontology annotation, molecular function: protein-cysteine S-palmitoyltransferase activity. NCBI's taxonomy places the organism in Eukaryota, Viridiplantae, Streptophyta, Magnoliopsida, Dioscoreales, Dioscoreaceae.